AUGGCUAACGUCACUGCCAAUGACACCUGGACCUCUGUCCUGAACGUCUUCGGGGAUGUCAUAUUCGUCCACAUCCAAAACUCAAUAUCUGUCAAUAAUACCUACUGCUUCAAUCUUAACUUGGAUUCUCCUGGCACUAAGAAAAUAGUUUUUCGCAUCCGCAAACAGGCCGAUAAUCAAGACUCAGCCUCAGAUGACUCGGAGACGGAAUCCGAAUCCGAAUCCGAAGAGGAUAACGGCGGUAACAGGGACAACACGGAGAUGAAGACUGAAGAUGCAGAAAUCGGAAUCAAUGAGGUUAAGGUUGAAGAUGAAGAUCCUGUUAUCGAACCAGAGUUUGUGCCAAUAGCCGCAUCCCCUUGCAACCUGCUUGUCAGGCGCGCUGGUAACCCUGAUCCAGAUCCCGAGAAUCCCACUGCGCCAUGGAGUUACUACGUCACGAAAAGCCCCGAGGCGCUGGAAGAUCAGGAUGAUAUCCCUGUAGAUGAAGAUUGA
Messenger RNA from Suillus bovinus, 495 nucleotides. RefSeq lists its product as uncharacterized. Lineage: Eukaryota; Fungi; Basidiomycota; Agaricomycetes; Boletales; Suillaceae. The record is from RefSeq and is a predicted model, not a curated record. The coding region runs from base 1 to 495 and encodes 164 amino acids. The transcript is spliced from 3 exons.